AUGCUCGACUGGGGAUAUUCCUCCCCCAGGGGAGUCUUUUUCCUCGUUACUUCUCAAACGACACAAAGCACGACGAAAACAACGACAAAAACGACGCAAAGCGACAACAAACCCAAAGACGACGACGACAAAACAACAACGCACAACGCGACAACAAAGCCACGCGACAACGACGACAACGACGAAAAAACCAACGCGACAAAACGACACAACGACGACACAACGACGAGACAAAGACAACGACAACAAAAACGGCCAACACGACAACGACGACAACAAAGACGACACAACACGACAAAACGACGACAACGACGACAAAAACACGACGACGACGACAAAGACAAAGACACACGACGCAAAAACGCAACGACAACGAGACAAAAAACCCACGACGACAACCACGACAAAGACCAAGACGACAACAAAGACGACAAAAACGCGACAACAACGACGACAACAAACCGACAACAACGACGACAACACGACGCGACAACGACACACAACGACGACAACCGACGACAACAACACAAAGACAACGCGACACAACGACGACACAACACGCAAAAACGCGACAACAAAACGACAACAAAGCGACGAAACGACACCAAAAGACGACAGACGACAACGACACAACGACGAAACAACACGACGACAACGCGACGGACAACGCACAAAGAGACCAACAAAGACAACGACAACGACCCACAAACGACGCCAAAAACACGACAAAGACAACAACACACGACAACACGACAACACACAAAAGACAACGACACAAAACGACACAACGCGACAACAACGACGCGACAACAACGACACACAACGACGACAACGCGAAACAACGGACAAAAACGAGACAAAAAAACCCACGACGACAAAGACGACACAACGACAACGACAAAGCGACAACAAGACGACAACAACGUGAACAACGACACGACAAAGACGAAAACACGGGACAAAAACCCAGACAACAACGACGACAACAACGACGACACAACACAACAAAGACGACAACAAAAAGACGACAACAAGACGAAAGACAACGAACGACAAAGACGACAACACGACGACACAAAGAACGACAAAGACGACAAAAGCGACAAAAAAGCGACAACAAAACGACGACAACGACACAAAAACGGGCGACGACAACAACGACGACACAACGACGACGACAACGCAAACAACGACGAAACAACGCGACACAAAGACGACAACAACGACGACGACAACGAGACGACAACACACAAAAACGGAAAAAACAACGACGACAAACGACAACAACACGACAACAAAGACGACCAAAGCGACACAAAGAAACAACGACGACAAACCCGACAACAACGACACAACAACGACGACAAAAACGAGACGACAACGACGACACACGCGACAAAAACGACGAAACAACGACACAAAAACGACGACGACAACGACGACAACAACGCGACAAACGACAAAGCACGACAAAAGCGACAACGCACAACAAAGACGACGCAACGACGACGACCGACGACAACGACGACAAAGCGACAAAACGACGACACAAAGACGACAAAGACGACAACCAACGACGACGACAAAGCGACAACAAAGACGACAAAGACGACAACGAGACAACAACGACACAAAGACAACGACGACGACAACGACACAACAAGACGACAACAAAGACGGACAAAAGCGACGACAACGACGACAAAAACGCGACAACGACAACAACAAAGACAAAGACAACAACGAGACAACCGACAAAGACGACAAACGAGACAAAAACGAGACACACGAAACAAAGACGACGACAACGACGACGACAAAGACGACAACAAGACGACAAAACGCGACGACAACGAGACGACAACCGACGACAACACACACGACGACAACACGACAUACGACACGACAACGACGACAACGACGACAACAAAGACAACGACAACCGACGACAACCGACGACAACAACGACGACAAAAACGCACAACACGCAACAACCGACGACAACGACGACGACACGACGACGACAAAGAACGAAAACGCGACAACGCGCGACAAAGACGACAACAAAAGACACAACGACGACGACAACGCGCAAAAACGACGACAAAGACGAGAAACGAGACAAAACCCCGACCCACAACAAAGACGACACGACCACAACGACGACGACAAAGACGACGACAAGACACAACGCGACGACAACGACGCAACGACGACACAACGCGACGACAACGCGACAACACGACGACCAACGCGACAACGACACAACACGACGACGACAACAACAAAAACGACGCCACAACGCGACAACGACGACAACAACGACGACAAAGCACACAAAGAACGAUAACGACGAGACAAAGACACAAAAGACGACAAAAACCGACGACAACGACGCCCAAAAACGACAGACAACGACACGCAACACGAACGAAAAGACGACAACGCGACAACACGACGACAACAAAGACACAAAGACGACGACAAGACGACGACAACGACGACACAACACGACAACGACGACAACGAGACAAAGACGACGACAACACGACGACAACGCACGAUAACGACACAAACGACGACAACCGACGACAAAGACGACGAUAA
Messenger RNA from Penaeus monodon (black tiger shrimp), 2607 nucleotides. Its product is annotated as protein starmaker-like. The record is from RefSeq and is a predicted model, not a curated record. Bases 1 to 2607 code for a protein of 868 amino acids. The transcript has 4 exons. NCBI's taxonomy places the organism in Eukaryota, Metazoa, Arthropoda, Malacostraca, Decapoda, Penaeidae.